Neolamprologus brichardi is the source of this 888-nucleotide messenger RNA. RefSeq names its product crystallin, gamma MX (gene crygmx). Gene Ontology annotation, biological process: lens development in camera-type eye; visual perception. NCBI's taxonomy places the organism in Eukaryota, Metazoa, Chordata, Actinopteri, Cichliformes, Cichlidae. The record is from RefSeq and is a predicted model, not a curated record. Gene Ontology annotation, molecular function: structural constituent of eye lens.
GUCUGGUCUGAACUUAACGCAGUUACAAUGGGCAAGAUUAUCUUCUAUGAAGACAGGAACUUCCAGGGUCGUCACUACGAGUGCAGUACUGACUGCCCUGAGAUGCAAAACUACUUCAGCCGCUGUAACUCGAUAAGAGUUGAGAGCGGUUGCUGGGUGGCCUACGAAAAGCCAAAUUAUGGCGGCUACCAGUACAUGCUGCACAAGGGAGAGUACCCCGACUACCAGCGCUGGGCAGGCUUCAAUGACUGUAUCCGCUCCUGUCGUAUGGUGCCUCCUUAUAAUGGGAACUACAGGAUGAAGAUCUUCGAGCGAUCUGACUUUGGCGGUCAAAACAUGGAGCUAAUGGAAGACUGCCCAGACCUGCACGAGCGUUUCCACACCCGUGAUAUCUCCUCCGUCAAUGUCAUGGAGGGCUACUGGAUGCUGCACGAACACCCCAACUAUAGGGGACGCCAGUACUUCUUGCGUCCUGGAGAAUACAGGAGGCACAGCGAGUGGGGAAGCGCCAGUCCCACCAUUGGCUCUCUGAGACGUGUCACUGAGCUCAACUGAUUCCCAUUACUUUUAUUUUUAACCCUUAUUUAAUCCCAUCAUUAAGAAUACCUCCCUCUUGUUCCCUUAAUGGCUGUACUGUUUCAGUGUGGUCUCAACACUGUGAUGUUCAAACCUGAAAUCAUACAUUUUAAUGAUGCGGGUUUGGAUGCGUCGGAUGUUGGGGUUCCCGUUUUGUUGUGUUGCUUUGCAUUGUUGGGUAAAAUUACUACCCAACUUAGUGCUCAGGCAAUGCUUUGGUCGUUCCAUAGCAGAAUGUUUUGCCUCGCCGGUCCCUAACCUCCUGUCCUCCUGGAAUCACAAUAAAUGAAAACUUGAUGAAAGUCAACUAAA